Messenger RNA from Dreissena polymorpha, 7994 nucleotides. Its product is annotated as protein mono-ADP-ribosyltransferase PARP14-like. Gene Ontology annotation, biological process: negative regulation of gene expression. Lineage: Eukaryota; Metazoa; Mollusca; Bivalvia; Myida; Dreissenidae. The record is from RefSeq and is a predicted model, not a curated record. Gene Ontology annotation, molecular function: RNA binding; NAD+ poly-ADP-ribosyltransferase activity; transcription corepressor activity. Gene Ontology annotation, cellular component: cytoplasm; nucleus. The transcript has 28 exons. The coding region runs from base 103 to 5838 and encodes 1911 amino acids.
GUGAAAUCGAAAGUAGUGGGAUAAGUCUUCUUUUGAUGUAUAGCUCAGCAACAUUAAAAAAGACUUCGACGUCAGUGUCAUUUUAGAUCUCGUUUGUGAACAAUGUCAAAAAGAGGCAGUAGACCAUUGCCUGAUAUCCCGAAAACAGAGUCGGGCGUAUACGAGUCAAUCAACACACAAGCCAUGACUACUAGUACUAUGAGCAGUAUAAACGAACUUCCCGUACUUGAUCCAUGUACCGUUAUAGUGCAGAAUGUGCCUGACGCCUAUAUGUCGGAGGAAAUGUUGGAAAUGUUUUUCGAAAGCAAAACGUUCAAUCAUGUCCCAUCUGUGAAAAAAGUGGUUCUGUUAGGAAACGAGGCGACGGUGACAUUUGGUAACCGGGAAGACGCUAGUUUCGUGCUACAAACACACCGCGAAAACCCUUGCGAGUUGAAGGGACAGAGGCUGACAAUUCUUCCAAUGGCGCCAGUGGCUGCACCUGUACCGGAAAACCAGUACUCGGACGAGUAUGUUAAACAAACCGAUGCCUCUAGAUCUUCAUAUAAACAGAAAAGCGACCAACAAGACAACCCUUCGGGAGAGUAUUGUCGACCAAUCGAUGUUCGUAGAUCUUCAGUUGAUGAAAAAGAAAUAAGCGACAAAGACAACCAUGCGGACGAUUUCGACACCGUUGAGGUUGAGGGAUUUACCGAUGAAGUGUCUGAUGAUUGUCUGAGGUAUUACUUCGAGAACACAAACAAAUCACGCGGAGGGGAGAUUGAGGCAUUUAGUCGCUCAGAAGGACAUGCCGUCAUUACUUUUAAAGACAAAACAGCUGCACGAAAUGUAGCACAAGCACAACAUACGCUUGGGAAAUGUAAACUGCAUGCGGUACCUGUUCUUACCAAUCACAAAGCAGUUAUGUUCACAAAUUUACCUGAAGAACUUAGCGAGGAAGAAUUUGCCUUAUUUCUCGAAGCAAAACUUCAACUUGACGAGCCUCCCAAAAUUGUUAUAUCUAGAAGAAAAUUGACUGCUGUUGUUGAGUUCAACUCUCUUAUUGAAAUCAGUAAGGCGGUCGAGGCGUGCGCUAAACAUAAACUGAAAGGGAAACACAUUGAGGCCCACCAGGUUCCCGUCAGCAGGUCUAUAUUGGUUUAUGAGAUGCCAGAAGGAUGCACGCACGACAGCGUGCUGUUUUACUUUGAAAACACGAAACGUAGCGCUGGUGGACCUGUUCAGAGUGUUGAAGUCAAGCAUCUGGAGGACGGAUAUUGUAUUGUACACUUCAUGGAUCAUAAAGUGGUCGAAAGCGUUUGCAAUAAGACGGACCAUUCGCUGAACUCGGUUACUAUUAAGGUGGCACCCUAUCGCCGUGAACUAGGCUUACCAGACGAAUGUGAAGCAGCCGUUGGACCAAAAACAUGUUGUUUUACUUUAGACGUAGAGUCAUACGACCAAUACAAGGUGAAGUAUUUCAGAAAACAACCGGCGAUGCAGGCCAUAUUAAAUGAAGAAUUACAGGUGUGUUCCGCAUCCGCGAAAAACUGGGAUGGCAAUAUAACUGUUGAAUGUACCAUUGCAAAAAACGACCCGGCAUUUCGUAAGCUUAAGAACUGGGAAGAGACGACGAGGAAAAUUGUACACGAUGCUUUUGAACGAGUUGUAGUGAAGAAGCGUUCAGUUGAUAGUGAAAUGUGGGCAUCAGUUAAGGAAGGUUUGCAGAAGGUUAUAAUUUCAGACCCCGAUCGUGUAGCUCUAUUCAUGGAAAAAAAUAAUGGAUUAAUUAUACUUGUUGCAGAAGAAUCGAUUAUGGAUAGUACAUGGAGAGCAGUGUUAGAAAAUAUAGAGGGCGCGGAAACAACUUACAAAGCGGGCAAAGAGGCGGUUUCUCAGAUUGUUUCGAUUAAACUUUUCAAAGGAAAAUACUUGAAGAAGUCAGGUUUUGAUAAGCACACUCAUGUCGUCCGGAUGGAAUAUUGUGAAAAAGCACCUAACAUGGAGAUAACACUAACGGGAAAGAAGAAGGAUGUAGACGAAUGUACUCUGAAGAUUUAUACGGAAAUUGAAGACAUCGAAUCGAAGAAAAUUGUACUGGAACCGGAGCGUACACGUUUACUUAAGCGGGUAGAUAUUCAAAAGGCUGUUACAAAGGAGAUGAACAUGAAAAAUCUCACUGAUAUUUGGGAAAUCUAUGAAGAUUCCGUUAUUAUGUACACCAAAGAAAGAGAUGAUUUUAAAAUGAUGGAGCAUAUCAUUGUUCAUGCAGUGUCCAAAGUUGUUGUAACAUUAGAUAAACAUUCAUUAGAAGCAACUUCUUCCGAGAAAUGGAAGACUGUGGAAAAAGGGUUGAGGUCUAAAUGCAAAGACUGCUUAGAGAUCAGGAUUGAUGAUAAGCUGAUGCAGUUAUGCAUCUUUACCACGCCAAAUAUGGAGGAUGAAGUACAAGAAUCCGUAGAAGAGUUUCGAAGCAAAAAUGCUGUUUAUACAGAAAGCUUCUCGGUUGAUGCCUCAAGGGCAAAGUUCAUGAAAAAACACAUGGACACAGAGGUGUCGCAAAUUAGAAAGAGUGUAGCAAAACUUGACAUCCACAGCAACGGAUGCAUUGAGAUAGAAGGAACGUCAGCAAGUAUUAAACCGGCAAAGAAAGCGUUGGUUGAGUUGGCAGACAAACUCUUUGCUGAGGCGCAUGAAAUCGAGAAACCGAACAUCAAACAGUACUUAUCUUGUAAUAAGGGAAUGGAGUGCAUACAGAAGGCAGAGUCACAUGGGCCAUGCGUUAUCGAGACGAAAGGAUCUGGGUUUUCCAAAUCCAUUCGAAUUGGGAAAUCCGAGGGCCGUAAAAUGACAUCUGAGAAACCAACACCAUGCGCAGAGGUGACUGUAAACGGAACAAAGAUAAGUGUCGUUGUCGGUGAUAUAACUGAACUUAAAGUUGACGUGUUAGUAAAUGCUGCAAACCGGGCGUUAAAGCACAGGGGAGGGCUUGCUCGAAUUAUCCAGGAAAAGGGAGGAGAUGCGGUGGCUAAAGACUCGGACCAGAGAAUUAAAAACGAAGGCGAUGUGAAAGAGGGCGAAGUAUACAUGGGCGUUUCUGGAAACCUUGGUUGCAAGGCGGUGGCCCACGCGGUAGGUCCGCAAUGGAAAGGAGGAAAGGACGGCGAGGACAAGCUGCUCAGAAAUGCUGUUCUCAACUGCCUAAAGGAGUCUGAGAAGGGUGGCUUUAAGUCCAUAGCCUUUCCGGCACUCAGCGCCGGCAUGUUCAACUAUCCAAUAGACCAGUCUUGCAAAGAAAUUAUAGCUGCAAUCGUCGGAUAUUUAAAGGACCACAAAUUCAAUGAAGUUAUUUUAUGUGACAUCAGUGAAAACACGGUGAAAACAUUCUGUGAUGCCCUUCUUGCGCAAUACCCGAGUACACAUAUGUUAUUGAAAGUAGGAGAGACCGGGUUAGGGGGACAAAUAGAUAUUCAUGAUGUGGAAUCAAGGCCGUCAUCGGGGCGAUCCAGACAAAGGACAGAACAUAGCUCUUCUAAUAAAGUGUCGUUUGGCAAGGUGAAAGUGGAGGUAGUAAAGUCAGCAUUGGCACAGGAGCAGGUUGAUGUUAUAGUGAAUUCUGCAUCGGCGGACUUGAAAUUAAACAAGGGCAUGUCGUCAAGAGCCCUGUCGGACGCGGCGGGCAAGGGCCUUCAAAGAGAACUUGACUCUGUGUAUCCCCACGGCAUACAAGCGGGGCGGGAAGUUGCAAGCACUGCAAACUUUCAACUUCCAUGCAAACGCAUUUACCACGUGGCUGUCAAACAUUAUUCGUCCAAAGAAGAUCUUAAGAGUAUUGAACAUGUGGUUUCGGAAUGCUUGAAACUGGCCGACAAAGACGGACACGGUUCAAUCGCCUUUCCUGCCGUCGGCACAGGCGGUCAGAAGUUCCCCGUAUCCGACGUAGCCAAAACGAUGCUUUCCAGUGUAGAUUGGUUUUCUAGGCAUUACAAGAAGUCAUCCGUUGCGCUUGUUCGAAUAGUUAUCUACUACAAGGACGAUGCUGUAUAUCAGGCAUUCGUCGAUGCCUUAAACGGUCCACAGGGAGCGUCCGGUGGGACAAGCGAUGCAUCUACUUGUUCAAGUAAUGCAUCAAACCCGGUGCAGAUCGGAAGUCUGAAUGUGACUGUUGUGCCAGGGGACAUUACAUCUGAACGUGUUGAUGCUAUUGUUGCAAGUUGUAACAAAGACCUGGAUUUGGACAAAGGACAAGUUACAAAAAUAAUUCGAACAAAGGCAGGAAAUGCUUUACUUCAGGAUGGAAAUUUUACAAAAGAAACCAUGAAAAAAGAAGGACUUGUCAUGACUGUUGGAGGCAAUUUACAUGCCAAACAUGUGAUUUUUGUUGAAACUAAAUCAAACCCAUCUGCGUGGCAACCUUUGAUUCUCGCUGCGCUGCGAAAAGCUGCAGAUGAGAACUUGAAAAGUAUCUCGUUUCCAGCCCUCGGCACAAAUUACGGAUGCAAACCUUUUGAUAUUGGACUUACAAUGCGCUCUGCAAUUGAUGACUUCAACAAGCAAACAGUGAAGAAUCUCACAGAUGUCCGAGUAGUAGUUUUUCAAGCGGACAUGGUAGCUGAUUUUGUCAUGGGCCUUAACAAGGCUGGUGCUAGUCAUUCAAAGCCGCGGCGUUCGAAAUCACCAGUUCAAGAAUGCAGGAGUACCCGACCACACAACAAAGAUGACGAUAAAGUUCACUUCACGAUUUAUUCGUCUUCCAAAGAUGGAAUUAAACGUGCCAUCAAAAGUAUAGACCAAACCAUCAAGGACGAGUGGCAAAUGGCGUCCAUCAGUGAUUGUAAACCUAUACUACACAAUAAGCAGAUUAAAGAACUGGAGAUGCAUGCUGCAAACAACCACGUUGCACUCACUGUCGAUCAGAGUGAAGGUAAAAUCUGUCUCACUGGACUUAUCGUGAACGUUUCAAACAUGAAGGAUCAAGUUCAUCUCAUGCUAAGAAAUGCCGAUAAAUACAAGCACGAUCAAGAAAACGCCGAAUUACUGCAAUCUGUGGUGCAAUGGGUCUUCAUAAAAGAAACAAAAACAGUGGCGUUUGACAAAAGGACGAACCAGAUCAUAGAGCAAGCGUUCACGCAAAAACAAAAGUCUGUUUCGUUUAAAGUGGGUCGCAGUGACUAUACAAUCGAUUUUAACAAGAUGAAGGAGUGGGAUGUGAAGAAUACAGGAACUAAAUACCCAGUACUUCGGAGAGAUCUGCGAAACGAAACUAAACUGGACAUUCCUUCGCAUUGGAGCGCCAGUAAGGACCCUGCUCAAGUUGAAUGCGUUACGUUAUCGAAGAGCGAUAAGGAAUACGUGCAAGUUGAAACAGAAUUUUCAAAGUCGAUGGGUCAAGGCGGGCAUAUUACUAAGAUCGAGCGAAUACAGAACGCAACACUCUAUACGCAAUACCUAGCCAAGAAAAAACAAAUGCAGACGUCCUGCAAGAGACAGAAUGUGGAACACACUCUCUGGCACGGAACAGCCCAUGCCGCCGUCAAAAGCAUCAACGCUCACGGAUUCAAUAGAAGCUUUUGCGGGAAAAACGCUACCGCAAUUGGAGAAGGCGUCUAUUUCGCAGUGAACGCAACGUACUCAGCCCAACACACUUACUCGCCGCCCGAUUCCGCCGGACACAAGCGAAUGUAUCGCUGCCUCGUUCUGACGGGAGAUAGCACGCAAGGUGCUCAGGGCAUGCGAGUACCCCCUCCUAAGAACCCAACCGUGCCCCAUAUUUUAUAUGAUUCCGUCUCGGGCCCAGGCAUGUUUGUCAUCUUUAACGACACGCAGGCUUACCCCACACACUUAAUUACAUUCAAAUAAACUUUUCAAAUUUGCGCGAAUCCCACUUCAAAACGUUACAGAAAAGUGUGGAGAACUAGACCUAUUAAUGUCCUGCAAUGUUAAGGGAGAUUGUCGGUAAAUGUGUCAACUGUAAAAACACUUAAAGUUGAAUAUAUUUCUCUUAUUCACAAAUAAUUAUUCGGUAUAUCUAUGUAAUAAAUACGGAAUAUGACGCUAGUCAAUUGUUCCAAGUGUUUGUAUCACUCGAGUGGCUUGUGUGAUGACGUAUCACACGAGAGGCGGAGCCUCGAGUGUGAUGCGAAAUAGCACAAUCCACGAGAGUGAUACAAACUCUUGGAACAAUUGACUAGCGUAAUAUUUCUUUUAUUAUAUACAACAACUAACGAAAACAGUUAACAAUUGUAUUUUUUACUUUAACAAAACUGACAAAACAAUGACUAAAACGGUACGCCAUAGUUUAUUAAAGACGCGUAUGAAUACAGUUUAUGUAAAUUAACGUGUAAACAUUCGAACCGGGAAAACACAGGUUUCCGACACACUUACCUUAAUGCCAUCGUUAAUCCAAUGUUUAUAACAAUUAAGUUUACAACUUUAAUCCGAUGUUUAUAACAAAAACGUUGAAACAAUAUGCACUUCCACUUCUAUCUUCCAUGUCUUUAUCGAAACUUAGUUUAAACCACACUAUUUUAUUAUAUUCCUAUCGAAAUAUACAUUUAUGCAUGAUAAACACACACUCCAAGAUUCGUUUUGAAUUCGUUCGAUGGUUUUAACAAAUAGUUUACUGUUAAAAAACACCACGUCCGACAUAUCCUUAAAUUCCAUAGAGUUUAGAUAAAACUAUUGUGUUUCGUCACAGAAAUGACGUCACACGAUUUACUACGUAAUAUAUUUCGUAAUAUAAAAUAUUUCUAUUCGGUGCGCGUAAUGUGACGUCAUUAAAUGGGUCGAAGUAGUCCGGCUAGUAUGGUAAUACGGAAUUGGAAACAGCGAGUAGCGUAAUUCGGGAUUUUUUAUUUCAACGAUUGAUACAACCUGUAUUUUGUUGAAAGCAUUAAACAGGUAUAUAAUAACACAUUUUACCAAGAUUUCUUGCUAUAAUUUACGCUGUGCGAAAAUGAAAAGACUGUCGAAUUCAGCAUAUUUACUAUUUAGGGCUGGCACACAUUAUGCAAUGUGCUAAAUGUUACUUUCAAUUGUUGGAUUGUUUUUGCGUUUUCAUGAAAGUAUUGUGUUGAUUUUUGUGUGAGUUAGUAGCUUACAUGCAAACCCAGCUUAGAGUUGCACAAUUAUUUUAAGUAAAUUAAUUUAGUAAAAAGUUGAUAAAAAAACUGGUUCAGUGGCAUAUUCAUGUGUAUUGUUUCUUUAAGAUACAAAGAUGGUGUGUUCCUUGUGAUAUUAAACGUUGUGUUUUACAAAAGUAUCUUUUUGUCUUUAUUAAAAUUGACACCAAACGUAAAGUUUAACUGCAUAUUUAGUGCAAUUGCCAGUUGAUUUUUUUUAUUACCACGUUUUUGAAAAUAGUGUAUAUUACAUUGUAACAAUUUGGAUAUAGCCUUCUUAGGUCACUUAUAAACUUAAAAAAAAUAACAAAAUAAUGUGGCCUUAAUGUCCAAUUUGUAUGUUAGCUUGGUUUUAUUAUUAUAAAGUGUUGUAUUAAAUUAUUGCAUUUGUUUUGGAGAUUAUUGUUUUUGACAUUUAUUGGAUGUGAAGUGUGUUUGUUUUGUACAACAUUACUUUGGUACAUGUUGUUUUAAACUUAAAUGCAAAUUGUCAAAUAAUUUUGAAUAUGGGCAUGGAUUUAUUGUGUACAUCUGUAUGAACUUAUUUUAAAUUUCAGUGAGCGUGCACUGUGAUUUCGUGUAUUUUCGUUGACAUGAAAUAUCGUUGACUCGUUAAAUUGUGCUUAUUCGUUGUAUUUCAAAUUUAGCUAAUCAUACUGAAAAAUACCUAACUUAAAAGAAACAUGCUCUGCAAAUGAGUUAAAACCAUGUGAUUUUUAUGUCUAGUGGGUAUAUUAGUUUGUUGUAUUUAUAUAUGUUGCCAUUAUUUUAUUUGUUUGGAUAUGUGUGUGUGUGUAACGUUUUUGUUGUGAUGUGAGUUUGUCUUGUACUACAGUUUCGUUCUGUUCUCGUUGUUUUAAACUCAUAUGGUCAAAUAUAUUUUUUUUGCAUAUA